UCUGCUGUACUGUGCACUUACUGCAGCGAUACACAAAAUCAAUCUGCACACAUAACUAUCACAGAUAAUAAUAUUAGGAUUAUAGUUUUUUUGUUUUUUGUAGCAAGGGAAUGUCAUUCUUUUCUCCAUGAGUUUGGAUAGCACCACAUUAUAGACAUCUAAACGGGCGUCUGAUAUCCCCCAGCAUGCUUGUCGUUCAGAUUCUGACCGUUUUCGCGGUGGUCGUAGCAAGAGAGUCCUCGGACACUGGACUUUCAACACUGCUAUCGCUAGGAUGUGACGUAGAAUUUUACAGCUCUUUGGGUAGAGUAUCUAAAUUGACUUGUGAUAACAAGGGCCUGAUGAGUGUUCCUAACGAAGUUCCAACCGAAGUGUACGAUCUUAUUCUUCCCAACAACGCCCUGACUACCUUUCCGUGCGCGGAACUUGACUACCUAAAAACGAUCAAUCUACGAAAUAACAGUAUCAGUCAUUUCUCUUGGAAAUGUCUGAAGAAAUUGCCGAAUCUGUCUGAGUUAGAUCUGUCACAAAACCAGAUUUUCUGCGUUAACCUCUUCCCCGUCAAGUCUGCCCUGCGAUUCCUACGACGGGUGAACAUUUCCUACAACCGCCUCACGACCUUUGCUUCCUGUGAUUUAGGAAUUGACAUGCUGAAGGGUUCAUACAAACUACAUGUAUACACUGCGAUCGUGUGGGGUAAUCCUUUCCAUUGUGAUUGCGACAUAGGUUGGCUCAUUCAUUUGGCGAUAACGACGGAAAGGUGCCGGUACCAACAAACAAGUUUCUGCAUUAACUUGUUUAUGACUAAGACAAUGGCAUAUUCAAUGUAUAAACACCCAGGCUCGUUUCGCUGUAAAACACCUCCAAAUUUAGAGGGCGUAGAACUCUAUAAAUUGGAUAUCUCAAAAUGUUUCCGGAAGCCCUGUCCCGCAGACACUCCCUGUCCCACAGCUAAUUAUGGCGCUCAUCAGCCUAAUGUCACCACUUGGUCUUCGCUGCCAACAACCCACAGCAGGGCAGAACUAUCACGGACGAGUACACAGGCAUUGGGCACGACAGAAAUGACACAGGCACUGGGCAUGAUAGAAAUGACACAGGCACUGAACAUGACAGAAAUGACACAGACACUGAACAUGACAGAAAUGACACAGGCACUGAACAUGACAGAAAUUACACAGGCACUGAGCAUGACAAAAAUGACGCAGGCACUUGACAAGACAGAAAUGACGCAGGCACUUGACAAGACAGAAAUGACACAGGCACUGAACAUGACAGAAAUGACACAGGCACUGAACAUGACAGAAAUGACGCAGGCACCGGACGCCACAGAAAUGACAAAGGCACCGGACAUGACAGAAAUGACACAGAAAAUAUUCAAUGGUCCAUGGUUCUUAUUUCCUAUAGCAACGAUGGUAAUAAUUUUACUGAUGGAUUUAAAUCUUUUGUGUAGACACAUUAAAAUGAGAUCUGAUACACCAAUGUAGACACAGAGUAUAUAUGCCAAUUUGUUAAUUAACUUACAUGUAGUCCCUUUCACUAUCACCCAUGUGAGGGCUUGUGAGGGAAAUUCUAAAAAUCGUUCUUGGCUAUUUCCUGUAGAGAACGUUAACAUACAGUGGAGUCGGUAACAGUCUAGCACUGUUAGUUGGUAAAUAAAGCAAGGAGCAACUUGUAGUUUGUCAUGUCAGUGACAGGGUGCAAUCUUGGAUUAUAAUAUUACACAUAUGACAAAGACAAAGCUUAUGCAAUGUCGAGUAUUUUCGAUGCACCCCAUCAUAUUGCGGAGAUGAGUGGUGAAAACAUAUUGCAACGUAACUGAAAAUGUUUCAGAAACACAGGACAGUGAAAACAUCUAUGAAAAUAAUGUGUAAUGUGACAUAGAGCGUUUUUAUUCCUUCAAAUAACAAAAUGGAUGAUCAACUCUUAAAGACUCAAUAGACCAUUCAGUUUUUUUGAAACAUGGCACCUUUUCACACAACAUGUAUAAUCUUUUGGGAAUUUCUUGUCAAAUAUCGAGAAAUAUUUUUUGGCUGUUAGUACAUAGAUCUGGUAAGAUUUCUGGUAAGAUGGCCAAAUAAGCUUACUAUAGCAUUUGCGCUCAUUUAAACAGACAUCUAAUCAUCUAGCCAUGAUUAACUGAUUUUUUGUAGAUGUAACAGUGAUAAUAGGAAAAAAAGAUAAGUUAUGUUGGUCCUCAUGCCAGGCUGAUAGUGUACUGGGAUGGUUGACACGUGAAACAAUUGGAGCAUGGCUUCUGUCCUGUAUGGUAAUGAUCUGUACUGUUGAAUGUUACUAACAGUAUUCCGACUACUGCAUGACAAGAGCGUUUUGACCAGUAACGUCGUGAGCACAUGCUACAAGUAAUUUGAAGAUUUCAUCAUAAAUUACCAAAAGAGAAAAUAAGAGUUUGUAUCAGUUGUUGAGCGAUACAGGCACCACUGCAUAUGGUGGAUUUUACGUUGUUGAUGUAAACAGUGCACGUUAAUAUUAAUAUAUACCAUCUUCUUGCGUAUUCGUGAUUUGAUGUUAACACACUUAAAAUAAUAACGUAUGCAUUGUCCUUGUACACCUUAAUAGAAAAUACAAUAACUGUUGUUGUGUUAGUAACUGUGCUUUUUGAGACUUUU
Branchiostoma belcheri (Belcher's lancelet) is the source of this 2627-nucleotide messenger RNA. RefSeq lists its product as uncharacterized. The record is from RefSeq and is a predicted model, not a curated record. Lineage: Eukaryota; Metazoa; Chordata; Leptocardii; Amphioxiformes; Branchiostomatidae. Gene Ontology annotation, molecular function: protein binding. The transcript has a single exon. The coding region runs from base 186 to 1484 and encodes 432 amino acids.